AUGAAAGUAGGAUCUGGUAAAGGGAGAAAAGCAUGUCUCGCUGUUACUAUUGUUUUCAUUGCAAUUUUAUUGCUAAUUCUCAUUCUGGCUCUCACUGUAUUCAAAGCCAAGCAUCCUGUUAACACCGUUGACUCAGUUAAGCUACAAAACUUCGACAUCAACUUGGAUAUAGCAAAACUAAAGGUUGAUUUGAACGUAACCCUGGAUGUCAACGUAUCAGUCAAGAACCCUAAUAAGGUUGGUUUCAAAUACUCCAACACCACCGCGCUUCUCAAUUACAGAGGACACCUUAUAGGCGAAGUCCCUAUCCCUGCUGGACACAUAUCUGCCGGAGGGACCAAGGGAUUCAACCUCACCCUCACCGUUAUGGCCGACCGUUUGCUCUCCGAUUCCCAGCUUUACUCUGAUAUCAUAUCUGGUACAUUGCCCCUUAACACUUUCGUCACAAUGAAAGGGAAAGUCAGUAUCUUAGGCUUUAUCAAAGUCCAUGUCGUUUCCUCCGCAUCCUGUGAUCUUGCUGUUAAUACUUCUAAUAGAACACUUGGCAGCCAACAGUGUCAUUACAAAACUAAACUUUAA
Messenger RNA from Lathyrus sativus (Indian pea), 579 nucleotides. NCBI's taxonomy places the organism in Eukaryota, Viridiplantae, Streptophyta, Magnoliopsida, Fabales, Fabaceae. The record is from the annotation of a GenBank genome assembly.